GCCAUCGGAGCAUGGAGGAGGAGGAGGCGUACCAGCAGGGCAUGGAGGAUGAAGAGAUCAUGGCCGCGCUCGCUUAUCAGCAGGAGGCAAUGGUGAUCUGCCCGCUGUGCAAGGCCCGUCCGCUGCACAUGCACGGCGCCACCAUUGAGUGCUCCUGUGGCCAUUUCUCUCUCCACACACACCACGACCACGUGACUUUGGAGCAUCUGGCAGCGCGGCUGCAGGAGCCCAUCACUUUCUCCCGGUUCUCCUCGUCUCGCCCCUCUCCCCAGCCCACCUGCCUCUCUCGCCCCUUUCCCAACCCACCUGGUUAUCUCCACUCCAUCAACGUUUCACUUCGUACCAAUGCUGAGUUCUCAAUGCUCUUUUCUUAG
Messenger RNA from Closterium sp. NIES-65, 374 nucleotides. Lineage: Eukaryota; Viridiplantae; Streptophyta; Zygnematophyceae; Desmidiales; Closteriaceae. The record is from the annotation of a GenBank genome assembly.